Molecule: messenger RNA, 2245 nt
Organism: Perkinsus marinus ATCC 50983
Lineage: Eukaryota; Perkinsozoa; Perkinsida; Perkinsidae
Exons: 6
Coding region: 11-2191 (726 amino acids)
Source: RefSeq, a predicted model, not a curated record
AGUCCUUUUAAUGGCGUCUACAGCAGGAGCAGUGGUCACAUGCCUGUCUUCGCAGUCACCAGGGUCUUUGAUUUUCGAAGUCGAGCUGCCGGUCCCACCCCGUGAUUCUAUCAGCAGUAGCUCUCGCUCCUAUCUAGCGCCUGGCGGUGCACCGGACGUUGCUGUACUUGUAUGGGGCUCGCAAGUUUUUGCUGUACUCCCCAAGACGUCCGAUUUGCCCGUCGACCUCGACUGCGAGCCUGUGGCUAUAUCCAUGCAUACUGAGGAGCAGUACGCCUUACUUGACGAUGGUCAGGUGGUUACCUUGGGAGAGCCUCCUCGACCAUUCAGUCCUCUCAAAGGCUUGGCGGUUGACCAGCUGCAUGCAGGCACCAACUUCUUGUUGGUCCUGACUCGGGACGGCGAUGUCUACACAUGGGGCCUAUCACUCUUCGGUGCUCUCGGCCAUGGAGAGGUGAGCGAAGUCUCGCAUCCUGGCCAGGUAGCUCUUCCUGGUCGAGCGAGGUCGGCGGCAGUAGGUCCGGAGCAUGUGUUGGUUUACACUGAAGACAACGGCUUGUAUGGUUGGGGUAACAACUAUUACGGGCAAGUUCAGCCAGGUGCUGCAGAAGUAGUACCUGUGCCGAUCCUCAUCGACCCUAUAGUUCGCCUGCUAUGCUCGAAGUGCGCCCCCGUUAUGUCCUGUGGGAGCGAUCACUCAGUGGCUAUGUGUGCAUGUUGUGGUAAGGAUAGUGAGGAGUUCAAGGAAGCUAUUGUAUGGGGUGGUCAGCGGCGUCGCUCAGUGUCACCUGAACGGAUAAAGUGCUCCGCAGAGUCCCACCUCAUUCGGAGUCUAGGCUCGGCCAGUGUUGUCGCAGGGCCUUCUGGCUCAUAUGUUGUCUUCGGAUUCCACUCUGACGGGAAUGGUGUGAUCACUGGGGAGCGUUCGAAGGACGGCUAUUGUUUGAGUGAUAUUCUAAUCGUCCCGCAGUAUAUCCUUCUCCUCCACACGGUAUCAGCCAGUGGGAAGCACCGUGAUCAUCGCGAGUGCAUGCAGACAGACACAUGGUCGUUCAGACCGACAAAUCUUCCCGCUAAGUCCUGGUUGGAAAGGCGUAGGCAUCGGGCACAGGUCGCGGAUGUCUUCCAGAGAGGUAAGCUUCGCCGUCGGAAGGAGAGUGUUGCUAGAGCCGAGCGACAGAAGGCGCUCGAGCAACUCACUGAGAUAUGGAUGAAAGACUUCCUGCCGAAUUACCUGCCGCAUCGGCCAGUUCCAUACCGAAUGGCGUCUACCUGGCGAAAACACGGGCUCCCACCUCGCGCCAGAACCGCUUUGUGGCCCGCAGCGAUAGGCAAUCCUCUGAGGAUCACUAGGAGCUUAUAUGAUAUGCUUACGAGGAAGGCGAAAGUAGCAGAAGAAAAAUGGUCUGCUGCUGUCAGCACCAUGGCUCUCGUUCAAGACGGAUCGCCCAGUGGAAGGCUAGAGCCGGGUUCGUUCAUGGCGCAGCUCCGGGCGAUUGACUUGGAUUUGCCCAGAACCUUACCUGAUCUUGCUGUGAUGAGCGUCCCUGACGGUCCCCUGCGGCAGGAGUGUCGUCUCGUGCUCUCGGCGUUUGCUAUGUACAGACCAGACAUCGGCUACGUUCAAGGUAUGUCGUUCAUGGCGGCGAUGCUUCUCCUCUACAUGGACCCUUUCGGUGCAUUCGUGUGCCUCGCAUCUCUCCUAUUGAGCUCGCCGACACUCCUGGGCUUAUACCAGCUCAACGUCGAAACCAACACUCGACGGUUCCGGAUUUUCAUGAGGCUCCUUAAAGCUCACAAUCCAUCAGUUCAACGGCAUCUCACAGAUAUUGGAAUAACGCCAGACCAGUUCCUCCCGAUGUGGUUCCUCACUCUAUAUUCUAGGCCGUUGACUACCGAGUCGGCAGCCCUAGUAUGGGACCUCUAUCUACUGGAUAAAGAACCCGUGCUGUAUGUUGCUGGGAUAGCUAUUUUGGACAUCUUGGCCGACCGCUUACGGGAUCGUGAUUUCGACGAGUGUCUCAUGCUUCUGCUGAGAGAUACUCGGGAUAUUAUUGGUAGCGACAGAGAGGUCUUCUUGGAUGCCAUGAACUCCGUUAUUAUCCCCGAUGCAGUUUAUUCGGAAAUCACCGAUCUGGAGGCCGAAUUUGUUCCACCACCGACCAUGCCGGGCCAUCGCUUUCUCACAUGAGCCACGUCAUCAACCAUCCCUGCUCGAGAGCUCGUGAUGGAUUGUGUGGCUUUC